AAGAAAAGAAAAGAAAAGAAAAGAAAAGAAAAGAAAAAAAUCUCUCUCUCUCUCGCUCUCGGUGGUCGGUUAUAUCAAAGCAGAGUUUGGCCUAUAUUUUACCAGGUCUCGUUCAUCGUCAUCAUCAUCAUCAAAAAGAAAAGAAAAGAAAAAAUGUUUGUGAAGAAGCUCGUGGAGAAAGCUUCCAUUAAGAAGAGUGGAAGUAAUAACUAUGAGGGUGUGAAGGUGAGUGAUGUGGAGCCACGACUUGUAUUUCAUAAUGGCAUUCCAAGUGGCUCUAACAUCUUUGCUUAUGAUCCUCUCCAAAAAAUACUCGCCAUUUCUACUCAGGAUGGCCGUCUUAAAUUAUUUGGAAGAGACAAUACUCAAGCUCUACUUCAAUCUAAGGAAGCAGAGCCAACCAAGUUUCUCCAGUUCUUUCACAACCAAGGCAUCCUUGUAAAUGUGACUUUCAAGAACUACAUUGAGGUUUGGGACAUUGAGAACAAAGUGUGGUCUCAUGUGCAUGCAUUUCAACAUGAGAUCACCUCUUUUGCAAUAAUGCAGCAAAGUCCCUACAUGUACAUUGGAAAUUCUCUUGGCAAUGUUUCAGUUUUGAAACUCGAGAAAGAACCGUUCCGUAUAGUACUAGUACAAACGAACUACACGAUACCCUUUUCAAUUUCUCAUGGGAAUUCGACUGAAGUUUCUGCUGAGAAUGCCGUGGCUCAUAUUCUGCCUCAACCAAUGGCAGAAAGUAAGAGAGUUCUGAUAAUAUUUAGAGAUGGUUUAAUAGUUCUAUGGGACAUUCGAGAAAGCAAACCCGUUUUCAUAACUGGCGGAAACGUGUUGCAAUCACUGCAUCAUGAAGCAACCAAAGCAACAUCCGCAUGUUGGGCAUGCCCUUUUGGGACUAGAGUUGUUGUUGGUUACAACAAUGGGGAGAUCUUCAUCUGGAGUAUUCCUCCUAUCAUAAACUCAAGAGCUGGAUUAGCAUCUGACUCUCCCACGCAAAACACUCCGGUAUGCAAACUCAAUGUUGGAUAUAAAUUGAACAAGAUUCCUAUAGCAUCAUUGAAAUGGGCCUAUGCUGAUGGCAAAGCGAGUCGACUUUAUGUCAUGGGAGCCUCUAACUUUGAGUCUGAAAACUUGUCCCAGCAGGUAGUCCUAUUGAACGAGCACACUGAAUCCCGCAUGAUCAAACUCGGGCUACAUUUGCCCGAGCCUUGUAGUGACAUGGACAUCAUAUCAGGUGCUAGUGAGCAAGGCAAACAUAGACAAGUUUAUUUCCUUUUGGUUGGAAAAUCAGGCCAUAUUUAUGUCUAUGAUGAUUGCUCAAUUGAAAAGUACCUCCUACAACUGCAAUCUAGGUCCCAUAAUACACUUCCAAAGGAAGUUAUGGUGAAUAUGCCUUUUGUUGAUUCAAGCAUCACUGCAGCCAAAUUUAUAACUGAUAAUCCUUCUUUAGAUUUUGCAAAUGAGGACUAUGCUGUGCUGGCAAAAGAUUUUCCUCAUAUGUUUUCUUUGGAGAACAAAACGAAAGAUGGGUCAACUCAGUUUAGUGGAUUUUCCAAGGUUAAAAACUUGUAUAUAACCGGGCAUAGAAAUGGAGCCAUAACUUUUUGGGAUGUGUCUUCCCCAAUUUUCAUCCCAAUACUCUCACUAAAGCAACAGAAUGAAGAUGAUACAUCUGUGAGUGGCAUAGCAGUCACAGCAUUGUCUUUCGACCACAAUUCGCGGCUUCUAGUUUCAGGAGACCAGAGUGGAACGGUUCGCAUUUAUAAACUCAAACCCGAGGCAUAUGGUACAGAAAACAGUUUUUUGUCUCUUCAAGGAAGCACCAAGAAAGGAAACUGUCACAUUAUUGAUAGCAUUAAGCUCAUUAAGAUUAAUGGUGCUAUACUUUGUAUGAAUAUAAACCAAGACUCCAAACAUCUAGCAGUUGGUUCUGAUCAAGGCUAUGUUUCAGUUGUUGAUAUAGAGGGUCCCACUCUAUUAUAUCAACAACAUAUUGAGAGUGAACUGUGUACUGGAAUAGUCUCGCUUCAGUUCCGGAGCUGCAGUUUACAUGGUUUUGAGAAGAAUGUGUUGGCAGUUGGGACCAAAGAUUCAUCUGUUUUGGCUCUUGAUAGUGACACUGGAAAUAAACAAAGCUCUACCAGUGUUCAUCCCAAGAAGCCUUCUAAAGCUCUUUUCAUGCAUGUCUUGAACGGGCAAGACACACCAGGCAAAGGGAAUGCUUCUGAGGGGUCCGGGCCGAUGCAACCGUUAUUAUUGCUAUGUUCUGAGAAAGCCUUGUAUUUGUACUCCUUCACACAUGUCAUUGAGGGAGUUAAGAAAGUCAUCUGCAAGAAGAAGUUCCAAUCCUCUUGUUGUUGGGCAUCAACAUUCUAUAGUUCCUCCAAAAUCGCCCUUGCACUCCUUUUUUCCAAUGGAAGAAUUGAGAUAAGGUCGUUGCCGGAGUUAACCCUACUAAAGGAGACUUGGAUAAGAGGUUUUGCAUAUUCUACUCCAAAACCAAACUCACUAUCCAACACUUCCAUAUGCUCCUCCUCAGAAGGAGAUAUUGUCAUGGUGAAUGGUGAUCAGGAAAUAUUCGUCGUCUCGGUUUUGUCCCGCAAGCAAAUCUUUAGGCAUUUGGAGUCAGCUAGCCAAGUGUAUAGGAAAGAUCUGGUGGUUUCACAAGAAGAAGGGCUUGUAUCUGCAGGACCCUUCAUCCACAAGGAAAAGAAGAAGGGUAUAUUUAGCGCCGUCAUCAGAGACAUUACUGGCAGCAAGUCAAAGCCUGUUCCUGAUCACGCAGAUAUAGAAGAUGCUAGGAAAAGUUUGAAGGAGCUUGAAACAAUCUUCUCAAUUGCCAACUUUCCGGUUCAUACCGACGAUACAGAUAAUAAGGCCAUGGAUGAAGGAGAGGUUGACUUGGACAUAGAUGACAUUGACAUUGACGGUGCCGCCGAAAAACCCAAAGAACAGAAUAUGUUGGCUGCUGCUCUAAAUAAACAGAACUUGGCAAGCAAAUUUCGGGUUUUAAAAGGUAAACUGAAACAUGGGAAAACCAAAAAUGAGAAGAACUCGACCAAGGAAGAACAGCAAGAUGAGAAGGCUGCUGGUACAGUUGAUCAAAUAAAGAGGAAAUAUGGGUUUUCUAAUGCUAAUGAAACAAGUGUUGCUAAAAUUGCUGAAAGCAAGCUGCAAGAUAACGUGAGAAAAUUUCAGGGAAUCAGCCUGCGAGCUACCGAGAUGCAAGACGAGGCUAAAUCAUUCUCAUCAUUGGCAAAUCAAGUGUUGCAAAUUGAACAGAAUAGAAGAGCCUCGUAAUCCUUCUCCCUCAUUGUAUUUAUCAUACUUGAAAAAUAUUCACUGGUUCUUAUUUGUUGGUUUUUUUCUUCAACCCUUCCAUUCUUUUGCACUAAAAUACUGUACUCUUCAUGUAAAUGACAAAAACAUGCACACGCAGUGUCCUUUCUGUUGUUGUUUUUACAAAGUUGUAAUGAAAAGCAAGAGCGUAUGUGGAAAUCUCAAAGCCAAAGCCAAAGCCAUACGAGAAGAGCAAAACUUCUUUUCAUGCAUAAUCUUAACAAAGUUUUUUAUCUUAAGCAUCAAGACUACUGUCGAGGACUGAAAAGGACUAUUCGGAACAA
This is a messenger RNA of Morus notabilis, 3620 nucleotides long. RefSeq lists its product as uncharacterized. The transcript has 24 exons. Gene Ontology annotation, cellular component: cytoplasm; plasma membrane. The record is from RefSeq and is a predicted model, not a curated record. NCBI's taxonomy places the organism in Eukaryota, Viridiplantae, Streptophyta, Magnoliopsida, Rosales, Moraceae. Gene Ontology annotation, molecular function: GTPase activator activity; myosin II binding; syntaxin binding. The coding region runs from base 154 to 3297 and encodes 1047 amino acids. Gene Ontology annotation, biological process: regulation of exocytosis.